This is a messenger RNA of Haemonchus placei, 815 nucleotides long. The record is from the annotation of a GenBank genome assembly. Lineage: Eukaryota; Metazoa; Nematoda; Chromadorea; Rhabditida; Trichostrongylidae.
AAACGUGUCUCGUUUUGUCUCGCCACAAUGUUGCCACUUAUUACGGUGUUGCUAAUAAUCUCAUAAUGAUACCGGGAGCUGACCCUGUCUUCCACUCGUUCAAAUAUUGGACAAUUUGGACAGGGAUCAAUGUGGAGGCGCGCGGAUUUGAGGAAAAUCUCAAAAGGAUUCCCGGCUCGGCUGUUGUCAUCUGCAAUCAUCAGAGUGUUGUGGACGUUGUGGUAAUGACCCGCGUUUGGCCACCUCGUUGCACCGUUAUGAUGAAGGAGUCUCUCAAAUACAUCCCGUUCUUCAACCUAACCAGCAUUUUCGUGAGCUAUGUGCCCUCAUUAUUUUUGUUUUCUGUUGAGCAGAACAACCUUUCGCUUUUCAUCGUCCUCGCGAAUGCGAUUUUUGUGAAAGGCUUCAAACGAGGUCAAGUUUCAGGCACUGUCGAGCAAUGUGUGAAAAAAAUGAAGAAGUAUAAUUUGAAGGUGAAAGCGAUAUGGAUUUUUCCCGAAGGAGCACGGAGUCAUAAUGAUGGUAUGCUUCCCUUUAAGAAAGGAGCAUUUAACAUUGCUGUUCGGGGCGGUUUUCCAAUAGUACCAAUUGUUCUAUCAAAUUACCGGCCAUUCUACUCGAAAUCCGAUUGCUAUUUCACGAACGACGGCGAAGUGAUCGCACAAGUUCUCAAUCCGAUAAGCACUAAAGAGCUCACAGAGGAAGACGUCCCCGAACUUUCACAGAAGGUGCGAUCUAUGAUGCUUGAGGUUUAUUACGACAUCAGUAAGGAAGCAGCGGAAAAAAUGAGAAGAAAACGUCAGCAACUGUCAUAA